Messenger RNA from Miniopterus natalensis, 972 nucleotides. NCBI's taxonomy places the organism in Eukaryota, Metazoa, Chordata, Mammalia, Chiroptera, Miniopteridae. The record is from RefSeq and is a predicted model, not a curated record.
AUGGGAGUUCGAGGAGCGUUCCACCUUCUGCUCGUGUGCCUGAGCCCAGCACUGCUGUCUGCUGUGCGGAUCAACGGGGACGGCCAGGAGGUCCUAUACCUAGCAGAAGGGGACAGUGUAAGACUAGGCUGCCCCUACAUCCUGGACCCUGAGGAUUAUGGUCCCAGUGGGCUGGACAUCGAGUGGAUGCAGGUCAAUUCAGACCCUUCACAUCGCGAGAAUGUGUUCCUUAGCUACCAGGACAAGAGAGUCAAUCAUGGCAACCUCCCCAACUUGCAGCAGAGGGUCCGCUUUGCAGCCCCAGACCCCAGCCAGUAUGAUGCCUCCAUCAACCUCAUGAACCUACAGGUAUCAGACACAGCCACUUAUGAGUGCCGGGUGAAGAAGACCACCAUGGCCACCCGGAAGGUCGUCGUCACCGUCCAAGCUCGGCCCGCAGUGCCCAUGUGCUGGUCUGAGGGCCACAUGGUACAUGGCAACGAUGUGGUGCUAAAAUGCUAUGCCAGUGGGGGCACCCCGCCUCUCUCCUACAAGUGGGCCAAGAUCAGCGGGCAGACCCACCCCUACCGUGCAGGAUCCUAUCAUUCCCAGCACAGUUUCCACUCUGAGCUGUCCUAUCAGGAGUCCUUCCACAGCUCCAUGAAUCAAGGUCUGAUGAACAACGGUGAUCUGGUGUUGCAGGACAUCUCCAGUGAGCAGGAUGGGCUGUAUCAGUGCACCGUGGCCAACCACGUGGGCUACAGUGUGUGUGUGGUGGAGGUGAAGUCCUCAGACUCCCGGCGUGUAGGCGUGAUCGUCGGCUCAGUGCUGGGCUCUUUGCUCCUGCUGGGCUGCCUGCUGCUGGGCAUCUGGGGGCUCAUCUGCUGCUGCUCCGGUGGAGCCGGGGCUGGUGGCUCCGGCGGUGCCUUUGGCUAUGGCAACGGCGGCUGCGGCAGAGGGGCCUGCGGAGACUUGGCUAAUGAGAUCAGGUAA